Messenger RNA from Centruroides sculpturatus (bark scorpion), 1232 nucleotides. RefSeq names its product clavesin-1-like. The record is from RefSeq and is a predicted model, not a curated record. The transcript has 5 exons. Gene Ontology annotation, cellular component: membrane. Gene Ontology annotation, molecular function: phosphatidylinositol bisphosphate binding. NCBI's taxonomy places the organism in Eukaryota, Metazoa, Arthropoda, Arachnida, Scorpiones, Buthidae. Bases 96 to 899 code for a protein of 267 amino acids.
AGUAAGUUUAACUUUUAAAAUUGUUUAUCGUUGCCAAGAUAGAAACUGGAAAUUCAAUUGUUAACAAAGAAAAAGGUCCACUUAAUUGUGCGGCAAUGAAUAUCGUUCAGAGUGAGGAUAUAAACAGAGCUGAACAAUAUGCAUGGAACAAAAAGGAACUGGAUGAAUUCCGGGAGAUGGUGCUAAAGGAAAAAAAAUUGAACUCGAGAACAGACGAUAUGUUUCUGUUAAGUUUUCUGAGGUCGAGGAAAUACGAUAAAAAUAAUGCUUUGAAAUUACUCAAGAAUUAUUAUUCAGUUAGAAGAAGCGUAAAUGAAUUAAAAAAUCUUCGACCGUCGGCAAUAGAACAUGUUUUACAAUCGAACGUCAUGGCUCAUUUGUACGUUGAAGGUGGUAUGGGAUUAGGAUUCGGUAGAGCAAGCCACUGGGAUCCAUCAAAAAUAUCUGCGAUAGAUUUAGGAAGAGGCAUAUUGAUGCAUAUCGAUUUCAAUUUAAAUGAUCAUCGCCUACAAGUGAAUGGGGUACACAUAAUUGUGGAUAUUAAAACGUUAUCAUGGAAGCAUGUAAUCUGCUUUACUCCGAGAGUAGUGAAACUUCUUAUAACAUGUUUUUAUAAAUCCAUGCCUGUAUCAUAUCAUAGCCUGCAUUUUACUAAUGUCAAUAGCUACCUCUUCACUAUUAUAGCACUGAUAUUUCCAUUUGCACCAAGAAAAAUAAAACAGAGAAUACAUUUCCAUGGAUCUAAUUUGGAAGAGCUUUACAAAGUAAUUGAUCCGAAGUAUCUCCCAGCGGAAUUCGGAGGAAAAUUAACCUCAUUCGAUUGGUCUGAAUCUAAUCAGCUAAUAAGAAAUAACGAAGAAUUCUUUGUAGAGAAUGAGAAAUACUGGAAUAAUGAAUGAAAAUAUUCAGUUUUGCAAGAAAGUGUCUAGGAAAGUUAUGACUAGAAAAGAACCUUUUUCAUUACAUAUCAACUGGAUAAAAUCAUCUCUUACAGAUGUAAUUAUGAUAAAAUUUAUUUUUAUAACAUUUUAAUAAAUUAAGGCGUUCUUUACUCAUUCAAUAUAAGCUUAUAAUCAGUUAUUCUCUAUUAAUUAGUAAUAAAUAUCUAUUAGCCCGCUGGCCUUAUUGUUACGAUAACAGAUUCAUCACACAUCUUCCCGAUUAAUGCAUGAUUUCCCGGAAAGCAUUUCGGCUUAUUCAACAACUAUGUACAGCCAAGUUACAUAUUUAUA